Messenger RNA from Symbiodinium sp. CCMP2592, 1527 nucleotides. NCBI's taxonomy places the organism in Eukaryota, Dinophyceae, Suessiales, Symbiodiniaceae. The record is from the annotation of a GenBank genome assembly.
AUGUUCCAGUGUCGGAUGUGUUCGGAAAACCCCUUCAGUUCCAUGAUGGGGGCUCCUCCUGGCAAGAGUGAGGAGAAGAAAAAGAAGAAGGGAACCGGCGAAGGGACGAAGAGGAAGUCGGUGUCCAAACGGGACAUGAGCGCCUUCAACGCACGGACCGAAGCCGAAGUGCGAGAGGCCGUCGAGCGCUGGAAAGAGUAUGCCCACCCUCGUGCCAAAGAGUUCUUCUCCACACCCGAGCAGCUCGAGGAAGUUCUCAUUCAGCUGGCGAAGGGCACUGACAAGAAUGAUGAUCCCAUCCUGGGACCAGACGAGAAGUGUGUGUACUGGUAUGGCGAUGUCACGAAGGAUGACCUUCAGGCGGCAAUCCGCAUGAUCAAGCCAGGCGAGCAAAAUGAGUCUGUGACAUACGUGAAUCGUGUCCUCGCGUUCAUCUUCGCCACGGACGAUUCGUUCGUGGCCGCCGCCGUCCGCAGCUUGGCCACUGCCCUUCGCUCGGGCCCCCGCGAUCGAACUGCAGAGAGGCGGAAGGAGUUCGAGCUACUUCGGCACCUCGCAGCCAACGCAUUUCCGUGGGCCGCAGAGGAUGUGAUUCGUGAGAUCGAGACCUUUGCCAGCCGCAAGACCUUCAUGAAAGUCGCAGGUGGUGUGAAGCGCCAGCUGCUGGAAAUGGCAGCUCGUGAAGCACCGAAGGGCUUGGUGGUGGUAGGAGUGGCGGGACACAUGAUGAGUGGCAGCUUCUGUGUUCCUGCAGCAGUUGUUCGUGCAUGUGCUUUGGUGCUUACGCGGCCCACAUUUGGCUCGAAGAGCCCGGCAGAGUGGCGCCGAACUGCCGCCAAGGGCAGGUGGGAGGGGCCAGCCGUGAUGCCGGUCAAGAUUGUGAAGCAGGACGACCUGAGGAGACAGUAUCCUCCAAAUGGAAUUCCGACGGCAAAGAACCAGACCGCAGAUGAUUUCCUCUUCCAGGCCUGCCAGUAUUCCGUGAGCAUGGGCAACCUGGACCGUGCCAUCAAAAAGGGAGCCAAUGUCAACGCCCGGAACAAGGAUGGCAAUACACCUCUCAUGCUCGCCUGUCAAAACUGGACAGGCUCCCAGUUCCUGCCAUUCAUCAACAAGCUGCUGGAGAGCAAAGCCGAUGUAAACGUAGAAAGCGGCUGGGGUUUCACCCCGCUGGACAAGGUUACCGAGCUCCUGAAGGAUCAGGAGGCGGCGAGGCUCCAGGAAAUUCGCGCACAGGAGGAGAGGCGGGAGAUCAUGGAAGGACGAAGCAUCGUGGGCUACGGCUAUGGAACUGCCGAGGAGCAGCGGCAGCACCUGGUUCCCAACCAACCCCUGGCCGACGAGCUUGACACCUUCAAGUGCCUGCCGCAGCUGCGGGAGUGCAAGAAGUUGCUGGAGCAGAAGGGUGCGAAGCCUGGCCAAAAUCCCUUCAAUCCGGCCUACCUCACCACGGAGGAGUUCGUGGAGAGACGAGAUGCCAUCUUAGAGAAAUACAAGGACGCGAAGUUCAAAUAUUCAGGUCACUGA